Molecule: messenger RNA, 1587 nt
Organism: Arachis duranensis
Lineage: Eukaryota; Viridiplantae; Streptophyta; Magnoliopsida; Fabales; Fabaceae
Product: UDP-glucose flavonoid 3-O-glucosyltransferase 7-like
Exons: 1
Coding region: 67-1515 (482 amino acids)
Molecular function (GO): UDP-glycosyltransferase activity
Source: RefSeq, a predicted model, not a curated record
GGCAACUUCCUUCUUCCUCUCGUAUAUGCAUAAGUCUGAAUCUUCCUACCCAUAAUUAGAAAAAAGAUGAAUACUUCAAAUCCUAACCUACACAUAUUGUUAUUCCCUUUCCUAGCACAUGGGCACAUAAUUCCUACCAUUGACAUGGCCAAAUUAUUUGCCACAAGAGGGGUUAAGUCCACCAUAGUCACCACCCCACUCAACGCAUCACUCAUCUCCAAAGCCAUAGAAAAAUCAAAACGACACCAUCACAAAGUGAUCCAAAUCCAAACCAUUGAGUUCCCUUGUGAGGAAGCAGGUUUACCCAAGGGGUGUGAAAACAUGGACUCAGUCCCUUCCCAAGAUUUGUUCCUCGCGUUUUUUCAUGCCACUAGUUUGUUGCGAAAACCCUUUGAAGAACUACUUCUUGAGCAACAUCCACACUGUGUUAUUGCAGAUGCAUUUUAUUCUUGGGCAACAGAUUCUGCUUCCAAGUUUGGGAUCCCGAGGAUUGUGUUCCACGGCACUUGUUUCUUCUCCUUGUGCGCUUCCGAUUGCAUGGGACUUUACGAGCCGCACAAGAAUGUCUCGUCCGAUUCGGAUUCCUUCCUGGUUCCUCGCCUUCCCGGCGAGAUUAAAAUGACAAGGAAGGACGUGCCGGCUUUCAUAACCAACAAGGAGAACAGCACGGAGUUUGUCAAGCUCUUGGAAGAUGCAAAGGAAGCACAGGCCAGGAGUUAUGGUGUUGUUGUCAAUAGCUUCUACGAACUCGAGAAUGUGUACGCAGAUUUCUACAAGAACGAAUUCGGGAGAAAAGCAUGGCCUAUAGGCCCUGUUUCUCUCUGUAACAAGGACACAGGAGAGAAGGCAAACCGGGCAAAAGAAACUACAAUUGAUGAGUUUGAGUGCUUAAAGUGGCUUGACACAAAGAAACCAAAUUCAGUUGUUUAUGUUAGCUUUGGAAGUUUAAUAAGCAUGCCAGAUUCUCAGCUUAGAGAAAUUGCAUUGAGUCUUGAGACCUCAGGCCAACAUUUCAUUUGGUUGGUGAAGAAAAACGAGAAAGACGGGGCGGAAUGGCUACCGGAAGGGUUCGAGAAGAUAAUGGAAGGUAAGGGACUAAUUAUAAGAGGUUGGGCGCCUCAAAUCUUGAUUCUUGAGCACCAAGCGGUCGGAGCAUUUGUGACGCAUUGUGGUUGGAAUUCGACGUUGGAAGCGGUGGCUGCAGGGGUGCCGAUGAUCACUUGGCCUAUUGUCGCCGAGCAAUUUUUUAACGAGAAGUUGGUGACCGAGGUUCUUGAAAUUGGAGUGCCUGUGGAAGCUGUGAAAGGGGUUAGGUUGGAGGGUGAAUGUGUUGGAUGCGAUGCAUUGGAGAAAGCUUUGAAGAGAGUAAUGAUUGGGGAGGAAGCAGAGGAAAUGAGGAACAAAGUGAAGGUUCUUGCUCAGUUGGCAAAGCAGGCUGUGGAAGAAAAUGGAUCCUCUUACUUAGCUUUCAAUGCUUUAAUUCAAGAGUUGGUUUCACUUUCUCUCUCAAGGUGAAUUUAAAAAUAACAAGCUAAAGGUUAAGGUACUCCAUAAUAGUUAAAUAAUUUAAGAGUAAAGUAUGUUCGU